GGUGGCUCCGGGGUCCACCCGGGGGCCUGGCCCGGUGUCAUCAGCGUGCAGGCCACCUGGGAGAACGGCACGUGGCACAUGUGCUCGGGGGCACUCAUCCACCCCCGCUGGGUGCUCACCGUGGCUCACUGCUUCGCCAGGGCCGGGGACAUCUCCAGGUGGGAGGUGGUGAUCGGGGCCACCGACCUGAGCCAGCCGGGCCCCGAGGCCGAGCUGCGCCACAUCCAGACCCUGCUGGUGCACCAGUACUAUGAGCCCCGCACGGCCAGGAACAACAUCGCCCUGCUGGAGCUGGACCAGCCCGUGGCGUGCAGCGACUACAUCCAGCUGGGCUGCGUGCCCGACGGCUCCCUGGCGGUGCCCGAGCUGAAAACCUGCUACAUCGCGGGCUGGAGAGCCACCCCGGACAGCGCCCCCAGCCCUCGCCUGGUGCUGCAGGAGGCCAAGGUGCGGCUCAUCGACGUCCAGCUGUGCAACAGCAGCCGCUGGUACGGGGGGGCCGUGCACCCCCAGGACCUGUGCGCGGGGUACCCGCGGGGCGGCAUCGACACCUGCCAGGGGGACAGCGGGGGUCCCCUGGUCUGCAAGGACAACACCGGUGACUUCUUCUGGCUGGUGGGCCUGACCAGCUGGGGCAAGGGCUGCGCCGGGGCCAAGCGGCCCGGGGUGUUCACCGCCACGCAGCCCUUCCACACCUGGAUCCAGGUGCAGAUGGGAUUGCUCCCGCCAGAAGCCGACUCCGCUCCACCCGAGCCCUUGCCGAGCCCCGAGGAGGAGCCCGAGGCCGACUCGGAGGACGAGCUGAACCCCAACCCAGAGGACUCGGAGUAUUCCACGAAGAUUUCGUUCCAACAACAGAUCCUGGGGAAGUUCCUGAACCUGCUGCUGGAGCUCCUGCAGUUCCUGAAGGGAGAGAAAGCCUGAGCGGCGGGAUGGGCUGAUCCAGUUCUGGCAACCAUUCCCAGCCGGGGCCGUGGCUGCGGGGCCAGCCCAGCCCCGUGCCCGGCGCUGCUGUGCCCUGCCCACGCUGACCCCUGCGCCCGCCCCGCUGCUGGAUCCAGCUUGUGCUUCAAUUAGAG
Molecule: messenger RNA, 1079 nt
Organism: Motacilla alba alba
Lineage: Eukaryota; Metazoa; Chordata; Aves; Passeriformes; Motacillidae
Product: acrosin-like
Exons: 4
Biological process (GO): acrosome reaction; proteolysis
Molecular function (GO): serine-type endopeptidase activity
Source: RefSeq, a predicted model, not a curated record